AUGCCGAAGCGAAAGACGGAAGCUGUUGAUUAUCUAGACACACCAACGAAAAGGUCUCGAAUCAGUAUUGCACAUUUGACAGAGAAAAGUCCUUACACAAAAACCAACAGUGCAGAUGGAGAGCGAAGAGAUGCUGCGCAGAAAACUCAAUCGGCCGCUCAGGAUGACCAAACUGGCGAUCAGGAUUCAAGAGUCUACGUGCUGGUCUACAAAUCCUCGGCAAAGCACUGGGAUGAGCCUGAAGUGGCAAUUGAAGGUGUCUUCAAGACUGAAGCGGCAGCAGAAAAAGCAUUCAGAAAGUCGUGUGCUUCUCAUUGUGAUGUGGAGCCAUACGACCCGCCUUCCAUUUCUCCUGGAAUUCCACGGCACACACCUGGCAAGCCGGAUCGUGUAUGGGAAUGCUCUUUCCAGCACGAAGAAUUGAGCUACACCCAAAUAUGGGUCGAGGAGCAUAUAUUUGGCGAUGCAGCCAUUAAUGCUGAGAAACGCGACUCCGAAGGCGACGAAGCUUCUUCGUGA
This is a messenger RNA of Pseudocercospora fijiensis CIRAD86, 519 nucleotides long. RefSeq lists its product as uncharacterized. The transcript has 2 exons. The record is from RefSeq and is a predicted model, not a curated record. Bases 1 to 519 code for a protein of 172 amino acids. NCBI's taxonomy places the organism in Eukaryota, Fungi, Ascomycota, Dothideomycetes, Mycosphaerellales, Mycosphaerellaceae.